This is a messenger RNA of Thamnophis elegans (Western terrestrial garter snake), 2672 nucleotides long. It is a transcript of the gene RFT1, whose product is annotated as RFT1 homolog. The record is from RefSeq and is a predicted model, not a curated record. Gene Ontology annotation, biological process: dolichol-linked oligosaccharide biosynthetic process; glycolipid translocation. NCBI's taxonomy places the organism in Eukaryota, Metazoa, Chordata, Lepidosauria, Squamata, Natricidae. Bases 84 to 1742 code for a protein of 552 amino acids. Gene Ontology annotation, cellular component: endoplasmic reticulum membrane. The transcript has 13 exons.
GCCACUGGCUGCUUCUCUUCUGACAAGGCAGCCAGCGAGGGAAGGCAAAAAGGUCGGAAGGACCGCACGGAGAAUCGUUUUGCAUGGGCGCGAAGGAUGGCGGGACGGUACCGGGGAAGAUGGGCUCCCAGGACGUGCUCAGGGAUACUGCCAAGCUGGCUUCCUCCAACGCCCUCUUGCAGGUGCUAUUCCGGCUAAUUACAUUUGGCUUAAAUGCUUUUACUUUACGUUAUGUAUCAAAAGAAAUAAUUGGUCUUGUGAAUGUAAGACUGACGCUACUUUAUUCAACAAUAGUUUUCUUAGCCAGAGAAGCAUUCCGUAAAGCUUGUUUGAGUGGGAGCUCAAGGAGAAACUGGACACAAACAUUUAAUCUAUUAUGGCUAACAGUUCCUUUGGGCAUAUGUUGGUGUGUGUUCCUGGGCUGGAUCUGGCUAGAUAUACUUGAAGUUCCUAAUGAAAAUGCAGUUCCUUACUAUAAUUUUGGAGUACUUGCUUUUUGUCUUUCCGCUGUGAUUGAACUCCUGGGUGAACCUUUUUGGAUUUUAGCUCAAAUACAUUUACUUGUACGGCUAAAGGUGAUUGCUGAGAGUUUGUCAAUCAUUUGCAAAUGCUUUUUGACAGUUCUUCUAGUAGUUUUGUAUCCACACUGGGGACUGUAUAUCUUUUCUUUGGCUCAGCUUUUAUACACUACCAUUCUGGUAUCGUGUUAUAUAAUAUAUUUCAUGAAAUUUUUGGGUUCUCCUGAAGCAAUCAAAAAAUCAUUUCCUAUUACUAGAAUGGUAUCUUUUUUACCUGCUUUGGGACAAAAUGAGGAUAUUGUUAACUGGAAGGAAGCAAGGUUGACUUGGAGUUUCUUCAAGCAAUCAUUCCUAAAACAGGUUUUAACAGAGGGUGAAAGAUAUGUGAUGACUUUCCUGAAUGUAUUAAAUUUUGGAGACCAAGGUGUUUAUGAUAUUAUAAACAACCUUGGUUCUUUGACAGCUAGAUUUAUAUUUUUACCAAUAGAAGAGAGUUUUUAUGUAUACUUUGCUAAAGUUCUAGAACGUGGGAAAGAUACUAAGUUGCAAAAGCAGGAUGAAAUUUCUAUGGCAGCUACUGUAUUAGAAUCACUGUUGAAACUGGUGCUUCUGAUCGGCUUAACUAUUACAGUAUUUGGUUUUGCCUAUUCGCAUUUGGCACUGGAUCUUUAUGGAGGAUCAAUGCUUAGUUCAGGAUCAGGUCCAACUCUCCUUCGUUGGUAUAGUUUGUAUGUCUUGCUGCUUGCUGUUAAUGGGAUAACAGAGUGUUUUACAUUUGCUUCAAUGUCUAAAGAAGAAGUGGACAGGUAUAACUUUGUCAUGCUGGGUUUGUCCUUUGCAUUUCUGUGCCUGUCCUAUUUCUUGACCUCUUGGCUAGGGAGCAUAGGAUUUGUCCUUGCCAACUGCUUCAAUAUGGGGAUCCGAAUUUUACACAGCCUCCACUACAUCUAUAGAUACUUCGAAUGCAGCCCUUACAGACCUUUGAAGGGCCUUCUUAUUUCACGAUUCCUGGUUGUUGUUUAUAUCAUCAGUGGGAUGAGCACUAAGGUUUCAGAGGUGUUUCUGUGCUGUGAUAAAGGGUGGAUGGCCAGAUUAAUUCAUGUCACAGUUGGAGCACUUUGCCUUAUGGCAACUCUCACGACAAUAUUUUUUACAGAGACAAACCUAAUACAUUUUGUUAGAAUGCAUAUUUUAUCAAGAUAUUCCAAAGAACAAUUAAAAUAAUGCUAAGUUAUAAUAAUAAUUAUAUAUAAUUAAUAAUGUUAAUUUGAUAAAGGGAUUUGUAUUUAAAUGGAUAAUUAUUAUACAAAGAUGUAUAAAGAUGUAAUGUUUCUAAUGAUUAUCUGAUUGAAAUUUUGAAACAGCCAUGCAGGGAAUCCUCACUUAAUGACCAGUCAUUAAAUGAGGAUUCCCUGUAUGUCUGUUUCAAUAUUAUAAUUUAGCUACCAUUCAAAGUUACAAUGGACCUCCUCAGAACUACGUACAACCUGAUUUUGAAUGACUGUACUCUCCUCUGGAUUCAUGGGAUUGCAUUCUGGAAGCUUGGCAACCAACUCACAAUUAUGGCUGUUUACUGCAGUCAUAUGGCAUUUUUAUUCCUGGUUUCCAACAACAACAACAACAACAAAAAAGCCCAUUGGGUAAAACAGGUUUUACUUUAUGACCAUGGCACUAACUUAAUGAAUAUGGUAUUUGCUUACAACCGCAAACAGGUUGCUAAAAUCAAUCAUGGUCACAAGGUGAUCCUCUAAACAACAACUACCAUGACUUAACCACCAAAAUUCCAGGCUUAAUUAUAUUAGUAAGUUGAGGACUACAUGUAGUUGAUGACAAAAUUAAAUUUUGAGCCUGAAACAUUUUAAAUUGACAACUUUGCCAGGUGCCAGCUAUUUGUGAAUGGAGUUAUUUUCUAAAUAUAUUUUAUCCGGGAGGUUACCGCUUCAGAGGGUUCUGGUUGUUUGGGAUGACUUUUAAUGAUAAACAUGGAGGAAUUUAAAUGUGAGCCAGUGUGGUGGACUAGGAAUGAAUAAAGUCAAGUCCUGCUCCUCAAUUAGGCAUGGAAGCCAGCUGGGUGACUUUGAGCCAGCCAUUCUCUCUCUUUGUUUAGACUACGAAAUUCAAAAAAAUCCACUCAGACCAGUGGAGUAAAAUAUG